AUGACCGGUUCGUUCUUGUUGUUGAGGGAGGAAUCCAAGGAGAAGGCACUGGAGAGGCUCAGCAAGGAUAUCUACGCUACCGCCGGAGCUUGGGAUAUGAGCAAGGUAUGCUUCCGACUUUCCGGGGGAGCGAGUCGUCCGAGCGCGGGCAUGUGGGGCGGCGCAUUGGCUGAAUGACCUGAUUCGGCCAUUCCUUCACAGGCGACGAUCACCGCGGUUGCUGUGGCCAAGCACUAG
Microbotryum saponariae is the source of this 237-nucleotide messenger RNA. NCBI's taxonomy places the organism in Eukaryota, Fungi, Basidiomycota, Microbotryomycetes, Microbotryales, Microbotryaceae. The record is from the annotation of a GenBank genome assembly.